Messenger RNA from Coffea eugenioides, 1930 nucleotides. RefSeq lists its product as uncharacterized. Bases 656 to 1687 code for a protein of 343 amino acids. Gene Ontology annotation, biological process: lipid metabolic process. The transcript is spliced from 6 exons. The record is from RefSeq and is a predicted model, not a curated record. NCBI's taxonomy places the organism in Eukaryota, Viridiplantae, Streptophyta, Magnoliopsida, Gentianales, Rubiaceae. Gene Ontology annotation, molecular function: triacylglycerol lipase activity.
CUUGGCAUGGUUAGGGAACUUGCUUGAGCAGUGGCUUAACCUGCUGCACAUGAAUACCAACAUCUUCGUGCUUAUCUACAACCUAGUGACUGAACCUUUUUGGACAACUCAUGAGCUUUUGUUUUGAUAUAUAGCUAGGGAAUAUGGCUUUGGGAAUUUCAAGUCGUCCAUGAGCUGACUAUAAUUCAUGUUUUUGCAUUUAUGCAUGCAUGGAUAUCUUCCAUUACAUGUAGUGUAUAUUAUGCCGCCACCCAUCCCGUGCAUCUAUUAUGGGAAAAUUAUCAUGCUUGAAGGGUAAUUCAAUUCCAGCAUCUUAUCCUUUUAUCAUUAGAGACGGCCAAGGCAGUUCUUUGAACAUCUGCAGAAAGCGAACAACGGUACAAAUGCCUUGCAGAAUAAGGUCACAACCACAUCAGAGCCCAUGAUCCGCAUCUCUUUCGGUUUGGAUUACUACGGAAUGCACACGAUCUUUUUAAAAUAAUAUGAACCGAAAACAUAAUUUUCUGAGAAAAAGAUUUCAACAGGUCAAGUCAUAGGCAUCCCGGACAAGACAUCGGCCAAGUACCUGUCGGUUCUAGCAUUUCUGGACUUGCGGCAAGAUUUGGAUGAGAACAUCGCAGCAGGGGAUAGUAGAUAUAAUCCCCAUCUCUCAGUAAUGGCUGCCAAAGUUGCUUAUGAGAACAAGGCUUUUAUUGAAUCCACCGUCACCGACCACUGGAAGAUGGAUUUCGUGGCGUUUUACGAUUUCUGGAACGAUUAUCAAAAGAAAGCAACAACACAAGGAUUCUUGUUCCGGAAAGAUGAAAACACCGAUUCGGAAAGGAUCGUGGUGGCCUUCAGGGGCACUUCGCCCUUCGACACUCUAGAUUGGAUUUCAGACGUUGAUCUGUCAUGGUACGAGUUCCCCGGGCUGGGAAAGGUGCAUGCCGGAUUCCUCAAAGCACUCGGCCAGCAGAAGCUCACGGGUUGGCCCAAGAACUUGAUCCAAAUAUUUGGCGGCCACGACUAUGCUUACUACACCGUUAGGGAAAAGCUGAAAGAGCUUCUGAAGAAGAAUGACAAGGCCAAAUUCAUAGUCACGGGUCAUAGCCUGGGCGGUGCCCUAGCAAUUCUGUUUCCAGCAAUUUUGGCGUAUCAUGGGGAAACGUCGAUGUUGGAGCGAUUGGACGGGGUCUACACUUUCGGGCAACCAAGGGUGGGAAAUGAGCAGUUUGGAAAGUUCAUGGAAGACCAAAUUAACAAUAACCUGCUCCCUAAUUACUAUAGGACAGUUUAUUGCAACGAUAUUGUGCCUCGAGUCCCCUCUGAUAACUCCGUCACUGAGUUUAAACACUUUGGGACGUGUGCGUAUUUCAACAGCUUCUUCAAAGGCAAAACUGUUGACGAAGUGCCAAACAAGAACUACUUCUCGAUCUUAUGGCUCAUACCUAAGAUCAUAAACUCUGUUUGGGAACUGAUAAGAAGCUUCAUAAAAGGAUGCGUUUGGGGGUCUGAUUACAAGGAAACUGGUCUCAUGCAAUUGCUUAGAGUUGUAUGCCUCUUAUUUGGCGGCGUACCGGCACAUUGUCCGCCUGACUACGUUGAUUCGACAAGGCUGGCAUCAACGGAGUUAUAUGGUACUGGUGGUUCAUCGACUGAAGGAAAGACCAAAAAUAAGUGGGCAACUGAACUUGAUCCUCUUGUAUAAGUUAGCAAGCUCCAUCAUCAGAAGUUCGUCCCUGUGCCUGGGUGUACGCAUCUGCUCUACACCUAGUGCAAGUAAUAAUGUUCUACUGUGCUUUCUGCGUGCAUUCAAGUAAUCGAAGCGAUUAGGUUAUGGUUGAGGUUUGUGGUCAAAUCUAAGUGGAAUGCUACCGCCAUCUUUGUACUUUGCUCAUGUCUGCAUAUCAAUAAAAGAGCUGAAUCCCAAGUCGAACUCCCUUCAGUUUUC